AUGUUAGUUUUAAAUCAUGAAAAAUUACGCAGUUUUAUGGAUAACGGAAAUAGUGCACCAAGAACUAAUGACGAAGCAUUGUCAAACAAUAGUGAAACGGAACAAAAAAACGACGAAACAAGUGUGAGUAUUGAACCGGUUGAACAGGAAUUACCGAAAUUUGAGGAAACUGUCAAUAUUGUUAUAGAAGACGUCGAGAAUCAAGACGAAGUGCUCGAUCUAAACGAACCAGCGACUGACAAUCCCUUAGCAUUGCAAAUUCCCGAUGUAGAUAACUUCGAAGAGGAUUUCAUUCCAAUGAGAGAUGAAGAUUUCCUUUAUAACGACUUGAUCCAUAAGGACCCAAAUGAGAUUAUGGAUACAGCAGCUGGUUUUGUUCCCAUCCCGAUAUUUCGGAAAAAGAAGAAACCUCAGAAACCUCGACAGCCGUUUGCUUCAAGAAGAUAUUUUAGGAGACCCUAUCCCUACCGAAGACUGUACUACUUUUAUCCAUAUUACAGAUAUUAUCCAAGCUCUCUAAGGUUUUAU
Molecule: messenger RNA, 528 nt
Organism: Brenthis ino (lesser marbled fritillary)
Lineage: Eukaryota; Metazoa; Arthropoda; Insecta; Lepidoptera; Nymphalidae
Source: the annotation of a GenBank genome assembly